This is a messenger RNA of Toxorhynchites rutilus septentrionalis, 10663 nucleotides long. RefSeq names its product nucleosome-remodeling factor subunit NURF301 (gene E(bx)). Lineage: Eukaryota; Metazoa; Arthropoda; Insecta; Diptera; Culicidae. The record is from RefSeq and is a predicted model, not a curated record. Gene Ontology annotation, molecular function: RNA polymerase II cis-regulatory region sequence-specific DNA binding. The coding region runs from base 991 to 9711 and encodes 2906 amino acids. Gene Ontology annotation, cellular component: NURF complex. The transcript has 17 exons. Gene Ontology annotation, biological process: regulation of transcription by RNA polymerase II.
UUUUUUUUAUGAAUCGAAGCACAAAACGACACUGAACUCUGGCAGUGGUGGACGCGUCCAUAAAAAAUUGGUGAAAAUUUAUCGCAGGCUCGCCACUUUUGAAAAUUAUAGUGUGAUAACAUAUCGGGGAAAACUAAGUAAAAACUGUUGUGCGGAAGUUAUUUCGAUGUGAAAAAGACUCGGAUUGAACCGCAAUUUCAAUGGAAGAAAACAUACGCAUACUAUUUCAGCGCAGCAGAAGAAGGAAAAGUUUUGAUCGAAUCUAGUGCGAAUGUUGGAUGGGUGAGUUUGGCAGUGUAUUUUCCUCUGUGUCGGUGUGCGUGAAAUCAUCGCAGAAACAGAACAGUGCCUCUGAUUGGUCGAAUUUUUGACAGGCGCUAAGAGCAGAAUUUGAUAUAUUUCGAUAAGGUUUAAUAAUUUUUCUGAUAAGGACUCUUACUUCCUAGAAUGAGUUUUCACGGCGUGAAAAGUGUUAAAAUUUGAAACGAAACAUGUCUUUUUGUGUAAAUAAUAAUAAAUAAUCAUUGGUGUGCAAAGGUGAUCGAAGGUAGCGUACCAGCACAAGAUGGCGUCUGCCUCAACAGCCAAUCAGCAUCGAGCUUCUAUGCCCUGCGUACAGGAUGAUGAUUUUUCAUACGUUUUCGCGUCAUCGUGCACCACAGUGGUCAAAAUUUAGUGCGUCCUCUUCGUAGAAGGUACGGAAUAAAACUCAAGCCACUAAGUAAGAACGAGAGUGCACAAUUUUUGGCUCGCGCUGAGGAAAAUCUAUCAAAUUCAAGCUCGCGAACAACAUUCUGACAUGUUUCGGAUGGAAUAUAGUGGAGGAAGCAAUAAAGUAGUGGAAUUGUCCGGAAGUGAUUCUGAAAAUAUCUGAUUUACACUGAUUGUAUAGCAUUCAUCAUCAGCUCACAUUGCUGUGCACACCCAACAUAUCGCUGCGCAUCCACAAUUAACUGCACUCGAACGGACAAAGCAAUAAAAUUAUAACCAAUGAGUAGCCGCAAAUCAGCGGCAGCAGCUGCUGCCGCUGCCGGCGAGGGGCCAUCCACCGGCAAAAGGCGUGGUCGACCACCGAAAUCGCAAUCGACCACGAUGGAGCGACCUAAGAGUAAAUUUCAAUAUCAUUUGUUGAAAAAACCCAAAUAUCUCUGCAAGGAUGGAGCGGAUUCCCGCUUCAGUACACCCUCCGCUUCGAGGGCUUCCUCGCCACAAGGCAGCGAAGAGAGUAGACCAUCCUCGUCGCGCCGAAGGCCCGCAAAGACGCCCAGAUCGGCAAAAUCGGCUUCGAGAGGAAGAGCCUCGACCAGUCGCGGGAGGGCCGUGAGUGGACGCAAAAGCUACACUUACCACGAAUCAGAAUACCACUACGGAUCGGAUUUUGGCGACGACAGUGACAAGAGUGACGCGUACGAUGAUUCGCUACGGUCGGCUAGCGAAUCGGAGGACAGUUUAGCUAACGAGUCGGAUUCAGACUUCUCGAUUCACAGCUUUGGCGUCGGGGGUAGUGUUUGUCAGAAGGAGCCCUCACCGGAUCCGAUAUGGCUGCAGGAGCGAGAGUAUCCCCCUCUGGAGUUACCGGGCUCGUCGGAUGAUUUGUUAGUGUCGAACAGUAUAGUUCUGAAAGCAACGGCAAUUUAUGAAAUUAUCAGGCGGUUCAGGCAUUUGGUGCGGUUAUCCCCGUUUCGGUUAGAGGAUUUUUGUGCGGCAAUAACGUGUGACGACGAAAGUCCACUGCUGAUGGAAAUACAUAUAAUGUUACUGAAGGCAGUCCUGAGGGAAGAGGACUCUCAGCAGACGCACUUUGCGCCGUUGGAUCAGAAAGAUAGUGUGAACAUAGCGCUCUAUCUGAUAGACUGUGUCACGUGGCCGGAAGUGCUCCGUAGCUAUAUAGAAAGUGAUUCAAGUUUAGAUCAAAAUGUAUUGAACGUACUCAAUCAGAAUGAGUAUCCGUUUGUUGCACCAGAGAAGAGGCUACAAGUGCUCCAGUUUUUAACAGACCAAUUUUUAAUAACAACAACCGUACGUGACGAUAUGCUCCAGGAGGGUCCAAUUCAUUAUGACGAUCAUUGCCGUAUUUGUCAUAGAUUGGGGGAUUUGCUAUGCUGCGAAACCUGUCCAGCCGUGUUCCAUUUGGAGUGCGUUGAUCCACCUCUGGAGGAUGUUCCCAGCGAAGAUUGGCAGUGUAAUUUAUGCAAGCUCCACAAGGUAUCAGGGGUGAUGGAUUGUAUAUCGAAUCAAGAGAAGCAGGGAAUGCUUUGCAGACAGGAAUUGUUAGGAUACGACAGACAUGGUCGUAAAUAUUGGUUCAUCGCGCGAAGGGUCUUCAUUGAGACAGCCGAUUCAGAGGAGGUGUGGUAUUUCAGUACCGUUAAGCAGUUUGAACAUUUGCUUUCUAAAUUGGAUCCCCACGAAUACGAAACGAAUUUGUAUAAGGAGCUGGAUGAUAAAAGAGAUGAAAUUAUCAGGCAGAUGACAAUAACGGAAAAUAUUACCAAUCAGCACAAGGGCAACAAAAAAUCCUAUAUUGAGGUGGACAAUCAAAGAUUGGCGAAAUUGUUGGCUAAUCCGGGUAUUGAGCAAGACGAGAGCAUGGAUGUUGACGAUGCGAACAGUGAAAGUCGCGAGGCUAGUGAAAAAUCCCAAAGUGAUGCUAACGGGGGUGAUUCUUCCGGCAGAGAAGAGGAUGAUUCCCAAUCUGGGAAUGACAAACACAUCACCCGGUUAAAAACUGGCUCAAUAACUCCUCGCACACUCAGUGCCGGAGAUGUGAGAAGAAAUAACUCCAUAACCAAAGAGGACGACAGUACGCGUGUGACGCGACACAAACUUAGCCAGCUGUCGAACGGAACGUUGUACUUCAAACUUGGUAUGGACAACGGGUUCAAAACAUACGUCAAUCAGUACAGCAGCAAUCCAAUCGCGUUGAACAAACCACAGAGAAAUGAGGAACGCGACAAGAAGCGUCAUUUGUCGCACAAAUUUUCCCUUACUCAAGCAUCUGAGUUUAAAUGGUUGGGCGGUGGAAUGUACUGCAGCCAGGCGCAAAUCGUUUCCACGAUUAAGCAGACAAUUAUUGCCUUGGAGCAAUCGAUCGCGUCGCCCUUCCUGCACCAAAAUUGGGCAAAGCUGAGGAAAACUUGGAUCAAUGCAAUAAGUACCUGUACCAGGGCCAGUGAUUUUGCACGAAUCAUUUGUAUUCUGCAAGCUUGCAUGAGGGGGGUAGUUUUUGCGAGCGUGUGGCACGAACAGUUAGGCCAUAGCAAAAUGUGCAGGAUCACUUCGGCGGAGAGGGAGGAAAAGAAAAAGCUGGAAAAACGGGAAAAGCGCGAACGAGACGACGAGGAGGAGCGAAAUAGAAUGACAUUCAAUUUUGUCAAGUACUCACUUGGACUGAAACAUCAGGUGUGGAAACAGAAGGGUGAAGAAUAUCGCAUACAUGGUCAGUGGGACUGGGUUUGGUUGUCGUAUGGUCGCAGAAAGAUAAAGACCGAAUGUGGUCGACAAACGAAUGAAGUUGGCCACGUGCUGGUACCGAUUGUGGCAGAAGUGCAUAAGCAAUUGCUCAAGCUAGACGUGCGGACAUUUGAGGCGUAUCGUGCAUAUCUGAAUGGCAGCAAGGAGCUGGACUUUAUGACCGACAACGAAGCAGUCAACAGUCAGUUGUUGGAAAAGUUCAAUCAAAUUGAAUCAUUCCACGUGCCCGAUUCAUUUGGAACGAUUGAUGUUUCGAAGGCACUUUCCACACCGGGCGGUAGAGUUCUUUAUCCAAAAAUUGCUCGAAAAGCUUCCGUUUUGGAUGGUUUGCUGCAGAGGCGAAUGGAUUUGAAGGAAGCAGAGGAACGCAAGUUCUCCAAUGUAAAGGAAGAAGAGGAUGACAUUGAAGUGAAUGUUAUUCAAAAGCCAGAGACUCGCCUUCCUAAAUGGGGAACAUGCGCCGAGAAGCAGCUCCAAGCGAUAAUAAAUUAUCGGAGUAAUGCGAAAAAUUUGAAUCAAGAUGCGAAUGGGUCCCAUAGUGGGUCCAAUACGGAUCAGUUGAACUCUGUAGUCCAGAGAAUACUACCCCUUCGAGACAGAUACAAACAGAUGGAGCAAAUGCUGAAUUUCUACAGGUGUUAUUCCUUGGACUGUGUAAGAGAUGAUGGGUGCUUUUCCCCUAUGUGUGUUCAGAGACGACUUCUAAAAGAAGAGCUACUUCCGUUGUUGAAAACAGUUCAGACUUUGGAGAACACACCAGCAUCAAAUACCGCUUCUGGGGGAGCAAAAUCUAUCCUGGAACAGAAACUCACCGAAAAUAAGUCAGAAGAUUUCGACGAUAUGCUCGCUAGUUUCACGAUGAACCGAUAUCGGGCCAUUCUGGAUGAUUGGGAAAGUGCUCAUCGGAACCUCAUCCAAUAUGAUGAACAGUUCGUAGAGUCAAUGGCAGCUCCAAGAAUGGAAGAUGAGCAUAAUAAUAAUAUUAGCAAUGAGGUGGAAAUCAAAGCAGAAGAAGCUCCAGAUUUGGUGGUUAAGGAGGAAAUUGUGAGCACUGAUAACGAUGUCCACCUUAAUGGCUCUGGUCAUCGUGUCGACAGUUUGAAGAUGAAUGAAGAGAGUUCCAAUUCCAUCUCGGAAAACUCCUGUGAUGAACCGAAAUUAACAAGACGUGGUCGCCCAAGAAGUAACAAGCAUAGUUUGGUGACGGUUGAUGAGCCGGUGGUUAAGGUCAAAGAGGAACUAAUAAUACCUCCAAAAAGGGAGCAUAAGCCCAAUAGGCGAUUCGCUCUCCCUUCGCGCAGCAUCAAAAAAGAAGAACCCGAAGAAAAAGAAAUGGCUUCAAACGGGAGUGUUCGAGUGUUUUCGGUAAGCUCAACCAAGGGUAAAAUUUAUCUCAGCAAAAAUCUCGCACCUGAAACAAAGAUAAAAAGUGAAAGUAAGGCGUCAGCGCCGGUGAAACCAAAGUAUCCAGCUGUGAAUUAUUUCCGGACUCGAAAGCAAACUACCUCUAUGAUUGUUCUGCCUAGGAAUGAAUUGAUGAAACUAGGUCGUAUCGGAGGUCGCCUUCCCGUGGCCGGGUUUCAUCAUAUGGCCAAAAAUAACAAUACAGUGUGGCCUUACCCUUGCGCAAGACCACUGUUCAAAACCUGUUGGCUUUAUCGCACUUUGAAUGCAAACACACUGUCAGCCAUCGGACUGCAGCUGAGAAUAAUUUGGACUUGUUUGCGAUGGGAUGAUAUGGCCAUGAAACCAGUGACCACUGACGGAAAACAUCAGGUUACAACCGAAUCCGAGAUAAUGUCAUUGGAGAUCCUCAAACAUCGGUAUGUUGGUGUUUUCAAUGAAAGAAUGCAGUACCUGAGAAGAAAGGUGGUUAUUCCGCUAGAGCUACCAAAAACGGUCAGAGAGGUGCAAUCGAUCCGUUCUGGUCUUCGAAAAAGGAAGCGCGCUGAAUCUCCCCAGCAAACCGAGCCCCAAGUCUCCGAGGAAUGGAUUGACGAGGACAAGUUGGAGCUAUGGGAGAUCAAACUUUAUGGUGAAAAACAGGAGAAAUUAGCUGCAGCCCAGGUUCUACCAAUAACUCGAACGAGCACAGGAAAGCUUCCACCAACCCGUCACAUCACAUCGUCAUCUGGCGAUUCGUCGAACUCAUCAACACCGACCAGCAAUGGUAAUAGUGCCUCAGGUUCCAGUUUGGCGAACAAAUCGGCCAUCAUCUCUAGUAAGGCCUCGAGGGAGGAAAUAACCGAAAAAAUGGAACAACAACUCCGGUUACAGCGGGCAGCACAUAAUCAAAAGCGUGCGAUGGAACUCAAACAGCAACAAGAUGGUGCAACCCCACCGAAACAGUCCAUUGUUCAGCGCCGUAUUAUUGUGAAAAAUCCGGACGGUACAACGAAGAUUAUUCAACAGAACAUAACUCAAUCUUCACGGUCUGCUUCUGCAUCAACUUCCCAGCCGAACCAAAGGCAGCAGUCUCCCGCGCCCGCUAAACCAGAUGGUCCGCAAAAAGUGCAAAUCAUUCGUGGCCCAGAUGGGAAGGUUAGCGUUCGUGGUCUGAACCCUGGGCAACAACUGAUUCAAACGCCUGACGGAAAGCUACAUGUUCUAAGCGCAGCCUCUGGAUCAAACUCAACAGCGGGCAAGCAAGCAAUUGCCACUAAAGUGGGACAAAAGAUCAUCACGAAAGUGGCCACCGGUGGUGGUAGUACAAGUGGUGCAACGACUGUUGCGUCGGCUUCCCCAGUGACUACUACAUCUACGGUUCAGUCACCGCCGCCACAAGCGUCGGUACAACAGACAGUUGCAUCAACGGCGACAGCGACGGCUACCACCCAGCAGAUUGUGAACAAACCAUCCAAUAUCGUCGUCAGGAACCAAGCUGGACAGCCGAUUAAACAGAUCAUCCAGAAACAGGUCGUACAAAAGGUGCAAGCCACGAGUACAACCACCCAGCAGCAGUCUCCUCCACCACAGAAGAUCAUCAUUAACAAUUCUCAGGGAACGGUACAGAAAAUAAUUUCAACCGGUGGCCAGCUCCUCGCAACGGCUGGAAGCCCUGUGCAGAAAGUCGUAUCCCAAUCCAAUUUGCAACAACUAUUACAAGGGACCGGACAGAAAGUAAUUGUUGAGCAAAAUCCCAGCCACAGUCCUGUUCAGACGCAAAAAGUUCUACUGGCCACUACAGCUGCCGGACAAACGGUUCAAAAGCAAAUUCUAAUUCAGAACGCCAACACCGGGACACCCCAGCAAAUUAUCAUCAAUCAAGCAGGCGGACAAAAGGUAGUGCAGCAGAUUGUAGCAACUCCAGGUCAGCAGAUAAUGAUCGGCGGACAGCGAAUAAUACUUAACCCUGGGGGUCAGAAGAUUAUCAGCAAUCAACCAAUUCAAAUUCAGCAGACUCAACAGGUUCAGCAAGCUCAGCAACCUCAGAAGGUACAGCAAGUGCAUCAGCUGGUUACAACACAACAGGCAACCCAACAACCACAGCAAAUUCAGAUUCAAAUUCAACAACCAGUGGCUCAGCAGCAGCUACAGUCUCAAGUGCAAACUAUCCAAACUCAACCUGCGACGCCGCUCAGCCAGGGACAGAGCCUAGCACAGCAAUUAUCUAGUGGUAAACUUCAGCUUGCCAACCUUAAUGGCCAGCAAGUGCUGAUACGACCUUUGGGCAAUAAUCAGGCACAAGUUGUAGCUCAUAUCAAGACCCAACCAAACGGUACGGCACAAAUCAUUCCUCUAGCAAACGCUGUUGAUCCACCGACGUCGACCCAACCACAAUCCCAACAGCAAGUGCAGCAAGUAGUACAAUCAGCGCCCGUUCAGCAAACCACGGCCAUCCAGCAAGUUGUCCAGCAACCAUUGGCGCACACCACGGUCGUUCAGCAGACACUGAAUACGUCCGGUGGGUCACAAACAACUUUCCAGCAAAUUGCAGCUUCUCCCCAGCAACAUCAGCCCGAUCCUGUGGAGCAGACUCUGCUACAGGGUCAGCCACCGGGAACGGUAAUAAAAUGUGUCACAGCACAAGUUAUCCAAACUCAGCAGGGGCCGAGGAUUGUGCUUCAGGGACUGCAAGGGUCCGAAUUUACUCCCCAGCAGUCGGCACUUGUUCAACAACAGGUCAAACAGCAAUUGCUGAAAGCACAAGAAUCCAACGGUAAACAGGGUGUCCUCGGACCCACCAAGAUAUACCUUGCAAUACAACCAUCCCAGCAGCAGCAGGCAGUAAACGCUCAGCCACCUCCGUUGGCACCAGUUCAGAUCAAACAUGACGGUGGCACCACUCAGAUCCAACUGCACCAGCAAGCCGACUCCACCGUAACGACUACGACUCCAACGAUGGAUGAUCCUGAACUGCCGGCACCCGGUUCCCUGAUAACCACAACGACCACCAUCAAAACAGCUGCCAGUACUAGCAGUAACGACAACAAGCCUCAAAUUCUGUCCAAUAUUGUGAUUAAUGGAGGUAACACGGCAGUCAUCAAUCCGAUGGUUAAAAAAGAGCUACAAAAGGUCCUCGCCACUAACUUCAAUCGACAAAACUUGCUAACCAUACAGGGUCAGCUACAUUCUGGCGAUCAAUUGGAUCCGACGGGUGAGGGGCCUACUUCUCCAUCCACGAAGGUGGACAGCAUAUCAGAGAGGGACGCUAACAAAGGAUCGGUGGAACAAAACGACUCGUUUGUGGUUACCCCAGAUUACAUUCAGCAAACCAUCAAAAAUGCGUUGAAGCAAGAAAAUCUGAACCCAGAAAUAGAGGAAAAACUAUUGAAUCUGCAACGAUACCAGGAAAAACAAAUGAAAACGGACGAUCGCACAUCCGCCAUUGCUCUACAACACAACUACAGCAGUUUGAGCUCUUCGCGAGAACACGUGACUCCGGUGAAGGCAAAAAAGCGACCCUGUCGUGGUGAAGAUGACGAUGAUGAAUGGAUGCUGGAUACGCCGAAACGUCGACCUACCAAAUCCAGUGGGAGCUUGUUGGGUUCCAUUGAGCGGAAGCCACCAGUCCUUGACAUCGUUCCCAGCAGCAGUCGAAUGCGAACCGUCUCGCAGAGCGAAUCAGUUUCUCCCACGGCGGCAACAGUCACUACCACAGCUGCGGCGGUAUCACCUGUUUGUACUGCAAAGGAUAUCGGGGUGGGGUCGUUCGAAGAGUCUACACCUGGGGCCCACGUACGGUCUGAUGUGGGUCGUAGAAAUAUUGAAAAGAAGAAGCAACAGCAAUCGAUUCUGCAGCAACAGCAGCGACAGAACAAAUUGCAGGUACAAAUCCAGAAGGAGCUUUCCGUGGAGUUGGCAGCCCGAUGCAAGCAGGAACAGCAGAUCAAGCAGGAGAACAGUGCGAAGCAUACUGUCCCGGUGGUUCCAGCGACAUCGACGGAGAAAUGUGGUUCCCUUAAGAGAAAAACCGCUAUGGUAGCAUCCAAGGAGAAUAAUCAAAAGACACAAAAGCAUACAAUCAACACCAGCAAGUCCGACCGGGCGUCUAAAACGAACAAUAAGCGGAUGUCGAAGAAAAAGGAGAAGAUUUAUUGUCUCUGUCGGAAGCCUUAUGACGAAACGAAGUUUUAUGUUGGUUGCGACCUCUGCAACAAUUGGUUCCACGGGGAUUGUGUUGGUAUCUCGGAGGAACAGUCGAAAGAAAUCAAUGAAUUCAUCUGUAGCGAGUGUAAACAUGCCCGGGAAACGCAAGAGCUCUACUGCUUAUGCAAGCAGCCAUAUGAUGAGUCCCAAUUCUAUAUUUGCUGUGAUAAAUGCCAAGAUUGGUUCCAUGGUCGAUGCGUGGGAAUACUGCAAAGCGAGGCGGAAUACAUCGACGAGUAUAUCUGUCCAAAUUGUCAGAUAAAUAACUCGGUAAAUUUUGCCAAUAUGAAAACACUGAGUAUAAAAGAAUUUGAAAACCUCAAAAAAUUAAUUAAGCAAAUACAGCAACACAAAAGUGCAUGGCCUUUCAUGGAACCUGUUGAUCCGGAUGAAGCACCGGAUUAUUACCGUGUUAUCAAGGAACCGAUGGAUCUACAAAAAGUGGAAAGCAAGGUGAACAGCCAGACGUACAACACCCUGUCGGAGUUCAUUGGCGAUAUGACAAAAAUUUUCGACAACUGUCGCUAUUACAACCCAAAAGAGUCCCAGUUCUACCGGUGUGCCGAAAGUUUGGAGUCGUUUUUUGUACAAAAAAUCAAAUUUUUCCGUGAAAACUUAGUUGAUAAGAAGGCCGGCUCCUCUUCGUGAAUGCAAUUGUUCUGAAUUUCAUCUAUAUGCCCUUUUUGAAAAGUAUCGUUUAGGCACAAUAGAAGGAAUUUUCAUUCUGAAUUACACAAAACUAUAGUUGCUGUAGAAUUGAAUUCACUUUUAAACACACACACAUGUUCUUUAUUCAGUCUAGCGUGGACCGUUCUAUUCCACACCCAUUUGCUAAGUUGUUUUCACAGCUGAACUUGUUCGGCUGUGUUUCGUACAUACCUUGAACUAUAAGUCUAGGGAUUAAUUUAUUGAAAGAAACAAUAGGUUUAAGACAAACUGAAUGAUGCUGAUAAUAGAUUUCAGUUGUGGACAAACUGUAAAUUAGUUACGUGUAAGUAGAGUACCGCAACAUAUAGGAAAGUAUGAAUGAAAUUCGGCGGAAAAUAUCAAGGAAAUGCGCUUGGAUUUAUUCGUCGUUAAUAAGAGAUGCGAAUGAGAAUAUUAGCCUUAUGGUUUUUCAAUAGCAUUGUUUUUUUUUUAAAUCCAACAGAGAGAUAAUCCGUUUUGUUGUAACAAUAAAUUAAUGUGUCAUUUUGCUCUUGUCAUGCCAAUACUAUUGUUAAAAGCUUUUUAAUUGGCUAAUACUUUGUUUAUAUUAGAUUACGCAUGGUUAUAUACAUUUUGCACAUAUUGAAUACACACAUAUAUAUUUUUUUAUUUUACUUCUCCAAAUGCUACAAAUACCACCACCAAAUACCAACAUUUUACUUUUAAAAAAGUUUCAAAUUAAUACAACACAGUGAGGACAGUUUCUUUUAAAGUGGUUUUCUAUUUUUCGUGCAUACUUCUACUAUUGUAUCAUACCAUACAAUUAUUAUUUUAGGUUACCCUAAGUUUAGGAGGAGCUUUUGUUCGCAAUUAUAAUCAGAUCUAGUUGGGCUAAGAUUUAGUGUAAAAACACAUUUAUUUUAUACAUAUGAAAAAAGCUUUAUUUUUGGAA